Messenger RNA from Pieris brassicae (large cabbage white), 1517 nucleotides. RefSeq lists its product as uncharacterized. The record is from RefSeq and is a predicted model, not a curated record. The transcript has 3 exons. Gene Ontology annotation, molecular function: serine-type endopeptidase inhibitor activity. Bases 544 to 1446 code for a protein of 300 amino acids. Lineage: Eukaryota; Metazoa; Arthropoda; Insecta; Lepidoptera; Pieridae.
UCAUUAUCACUAGGUUAUAGUGAACUUGUCUCAUUUAUCUGCAUUUCCCCCUUCCUAAUAAAAGCUAAAUUUGUAAAAUUGCAUUCUAAAAAUAAAGUAAUAUUGUUUCUCUUUCAGUCAAAAUGUGCUUAUAUGGUGAUGAAAUGAAAUAGACUUUUACUUUAAUAAUGGUGCAAUUUGACUGAUUAGUUUUUUUUUAUGCACAAAAUAAUUAACAUAAAUUUGUUAACAAUCUAAUUAAAUACUAAAAAGUACUUCAACAUAAUAUGAAUAAAUUCAAGAACAAUAUUGUAGCAUCGGUGGUUCAGUGGUAGAAUGCUCGCCUGCCACGCGGGCGGCCCGGGUUCGAUUCCCGGCCGAUGCAAACCUUUUUUUUGUUUUAUUAAUAAUGAGAUUCAUACUUGCGUGCGUAAAAUUAAGCGUAAUUUGCAUUUUUGUGGCAAUCGGUUACGGAACAUUAAUAAAACAGUAAAAGUAAUUAAGAUAAGCAAGAUUUUUAAUUACAGCAAAGUCAAGCAGAAAAUGAGCUAGUAAUAUCAAAACAUGACCUUAAAAAUUACUCAGUUUGGUAUAAAAAUAACUUUAUUGUUUUUAAGAUUUGCAGUAAAAGCUGUGCCACCAGAAUAUUGUCUCUACAAAUUGAACACCAGUGAUUGUCUAGGAACUCCUACACCAGUUUUCUCCUACUACAAACCAGGAUCCAGAUGUGAAAUAGAGAUAUGGAGAGGAUGUCCCACAUACAACAAAUUUGACAAUGAGUAUUUGUGCUCUCAUUUUUGCGUUUACAACUUUUUAAAACCUACUUUUACUACUCCUAUGGUGAGCUAUAGUGGCACAGAACAAUGUUCGCACACCGUUACUAAGACUUGCAAGUCUGGUCCACAGAACAUUGCAUACACAUUCAACGAAGCGAAACAAGAUUGUCUACCCCUGAUCUGGGGAGAAUGCAAAACACCUAAUAUUUUCAAAGAGAAAGAUGAAUGUAUCGACACCUGUCUGGGUGAUUGGAGAAAUGAAGUGCUUAGCAUGACAGAUGAUGAGUUCAAAGAUAUAGAUGAAGUUCUAUCGAACUUCAUGACACCUAACACAACAACUGCGAAAAAAUUAAAAUUAUUGGAUGAAAUUAAUUCCACCGUACCAUUGACACCGUCAACGACCGAGAAAGGACCUACUCUAGAAAUCCCUACAACAGUAUCAGUAGUAACUGAAGAAUCAACGACUAAAGAAGUCACAACAGAAGUAGUAACAACUGAAGAAGUUACAACUACGCAGGCAACUACCGAAAAACUUACGACAGAAAUAGAAACAGAAAAACCUACUACAGAAGAAAUCACAACUGAAGUUACUACAGAAGAAUCUACAGUUACCACGACGGUACCAACAAGUACACGAAGAAUUAGGACGAGGGGUACAGAUUAUGUGAGUGAAGUGCAGUUACCAGAUUAAAUGACAAUAGGUUUCCAUACUUUGAAAUACAAUAAAAAUCCCCUUGGAUACAAACAUCAUAAUCCAAUUUA